Planococcus citri (citrus mealybug) is the source of this 2087-nucleotide messenger RNA. RefSeq names its product 2-acylglycerol O-acyltransferase 2-like. Bases 603 to 1664 code for a protein of 353 amino acids. The transcript has 6 exons. The record is from RefSeq and is a predicted model, not a curated record. NCBI's taxonomy places the organism in Eukaryota, Metazoa, Arthropoda, Insecta, Hemiptera, Pseudococcidae.
UGCUUAUGUGGUAUGUGUUUUUGCGCGCGUUGCGAUUGACCGCAACUUGAGUGAAAAAAUUUUCAAAAAGAAAGAAAAAUAAGGAAAUUGGUGCAGCUUGCAACGUCACAAUCAAUUGUAAUGUACUCGUUGCGUAGGUAAUCGCUCGAUCAGAGAUGUUUAACGCUGACUUACGUCAAUGUAAGUACUGAGUACAUAUUUUAUGGUACACUGUAAAACGUGUCGUACAUACGAGUAGCGCAGUAAUGUACACUUUUUUCUCGUUGUCGCUGGUCCGAGGUUCGUGUUGACGUUUGUAAUUGUGUUUGCGAUUGUGAUUGUGACUGUGAUUGUCAUUACGCGUAUCGUGUAUACGAGUAUCGGUUAUCGUUCAAAGUGUUUGUUGUGUAAAAGUGCAGGGCAGGCCACCCAAGUUUAUCGUCGAGCUCGAGCGCCUACGAGAUUUCAGAGUUGAACAUUGAACAAACGAGCGGAAAGAAUUUCAGUGCACUGUUGCUACGUGCGUGCCUACUGCCUUUGUAUCGGCUGGUGACACUUGCAUUUGCGUCCGUCGUUGUUUUAUUUAAUUUUUACAAAUAAUUCGUGGUUUUGGCAGAUUUGAAAUGGUCGUCGCGACGGAAUUGAGUAAAGCCGACAGGCAGCAGAAAUCAUGUUGGAGGUUUAUGGGAAUCGAAUUUGCGCCGUUCGUGAUACCGUUGAGCAGACGAUUGGAAACGUUGACGGUCGCCUGGUUUUUCUUCAGUUUACUUUUGGCCAUGUUCAUUAUAUUUCCGGCUUUCUUCUAUUUGCUCAUCUUCACCAAGUAUUGGUAUCUGCCGGUGUUAUACUUCAGUUGGAUUUUCCUCGAUAGAAAUACUCCGCUUCGAGGAGGACGCAAAUUAAAAUGGUUAAGAAAUUCGAGAAUUUGGAAUUACUACAGAGAUUAUUUUCCGGUAAGACUGGUGAAGACGGCCGACUUGGCAGCCGAUAAGAAUUACGUGUUUUGCGUCUACCCUCACGGCGUCGCCAGCGUCGCGUCUCUGCUAAAUUUCCAAUCCAACGCCACCCACUUUGACGACUUGUAUCCCGGAAUCGAUCCUUACCUGGUCGUAUUGAACGUCAACUAUCGAAUUCCGUUCACCAAGGAUAUUUGGCUAGCUCUAGGCGCCAUCGGAGCGGCCGAAGAAAGCAUUUUAUACUGUUUGAACGGCAAACCUGGAACUAGCUGCGUGAUAAUGCCGGGAGGCGCUAAAGAAGCUCUACUCUCUUCGCCGGGCGAUUGCAAAUGCGUGCUGAAAAACCGCAAAGGUUUCGUUAGAGUAGCUAUGAAGAGCGGAGCCGCUUUGGUGCCGGUGUUUUCGUUCGGCGAAAACGACGUGUUCGAACAAUUGAGCGGACCGUGGGUUCUGUGGCUUCAAGAGCAACUUCGCUCCAUCAUCGGUAUCGCGCCUUGUAUCAUCAAAGGUCGCGGAUUCUUUCAGUACAGUUUCGGCGUACUGCCUCAACGACGACCAGUCACCAGCGUCGUCGGAGCACCGAUACACGUUCCGAAAACGCAAAAUCCAUCUCAAGAACUCGUCGACGAGUAUCAUCAAAAGUAUGUAGACGCUUUGGUUGCGCUCUUCGAACAAUAUAAAGCGAAAUAUCACGUAAACGGCGAUCGAGCCAAGCUUCUCAUCGUAUGAACGCCAACGCGGCCCGAUGCAGAUUUAUCGUCGGUCAAGCGACCACAUCUUGCGCCUUCUCGUCGGCCUGAAAAAUACCAUACGUAACGUAGUAUACACGUACCAUCGACGGAUCUCUCUACGUAAACCUAAUAUCGUCAUUCAUUUCACCAUUUCUUUAUACCUACUUAUUACCGGUCGAUGAUUAACUACUUAUGUAGUUUCCAUAUUUUUAUUUCGUUUGUUUUUGUUAUCGUUAUGCUUACUUAUCGUUGUUAUCUUUCUAUUUCCGUGUUUUUUGUUUAUUCGAUACGCUUGUAGCCUUUGUAAUUGAAAAUUUGGUAUUCGAGGCAGCGGAUCGUUGCAAACUUGGUUUCAAAAAAAGUUGCACAUUUACGUUAAAAGCUUUACAUUUACGCGGUUACAAAUAAAUUUGAAAUUUUU